Anisakis simplex (herring worm) is the source of this 552-nucleotide messenger RNA. Lineage: Eukaryota; Metazoa; Nematoda; Chromadorea; Rhabditida; Anisakidae. The record is from the annotation of a GenBank genome assembly.
AUGGCUCUAUUGGGGAAAUACCAUCCGGAAGCAGUCGAUUAUAUUUCGAUGUGCUGCUGUGAUGAUAUGGAUGCGAAUGUUUUGGCAGUCAAGGAGGCUGUCAAGACACUGUUUGAUAUCGAAUUGCCGUUUGAUAGUUACCAGGAGUGGGCGGAGCUUAGCGAAGGGUCUCGAGUGGAAUAUUUAGCGAAGAUAGUAAAUUUCAUUAAAAAUGAUAAAGCUAAAUUGAAGAAUAUUCUGUUUAACCAAUUACGAGCUGCGGGCACGUUGGCACAUAAGAGGAAGGCGAUUCACAGCCAGGUGAGUUAUUAUUUAUUAUUAUUAUUUAUUAUUGUUAUUAUUUAUUAUUAUUAUUGUUAUUAUUUAUUAUUGUUUAUUAUUGUUAUUAUUAUUAUUUAUUGUUGUUAUGUUAUAGUGACUGCAGGAGGGUGUGGUAGUGGUUUGAAGCUGUUAGAAGCAGUAAUAAUAGUAAUAAUAAUAAUAAUAGUAAUAGUAAUAAUAAUAAUGAUAAAUAGUAUAUGUAUAUUAAUAAUAUAUACAUAUAUAGUAUAA